This is a messenger RNA of Peronospora matthiolae, 1575 nucleotides long. The record is from the annotation of a GenBank genome assembly. Lineage: Eukaryota; Oomycota; Peronosporomycetes; Peronosporales; Peronosporaceae.
AUGCCACAUCGACAGGAGUCACCAGCUUCGCCGAUGCAAUCGCCUUUACCAAUUCAGUUUCGAACGCCCGACGCAAGGCAGCGCAAGCUCUCGAUACGGAAGUUCGAUGGGACCGAAGUGUACGUCGGACUCGGGUCCGGCUUCUUUGACUGGGGCAAGACUUUCUGGAGGCAAGUAGACAUAGCUCAGGAGUCUUGCGGAUUCCUGUGGACCGAGAACGUCAAGACUGAUGUUCUUGGCCAGUACCUGACUGGCACAGCAGAGCGCUACUUCAGCAAGCAGGUCGACACGUGGUGGGCCGUGUUACCGACUCUCCAGUACGUGAUGCAGCGCAUGCUUGAUACAUUCAAGACGACAAUCACCGCAGCCCAAGCAAUGAAGCUGUUCACAACAAGGAAGGAAGGCAAGCGCUCGUGGCCGGAGCACUACCUGUACCUAGUCGCAGUCAGCGAUGCGGCUGGUGGCGCUGAGCAGCAGGUACUUGAUAAUAUCGUGCGGUAUGCAUCGCCCGAGCUGUCGACGAUUCUGAUGGCCAAGUACGAGACGCAUCGUGUCGACUACCUAGUGCACGCCGAAGAGCUCGCACAUUUCGCGCAGGCAAUCGAGAUGGAAGGUCGACCGGGACGCUUCUUUGGAAAGGAGGUUGUCGCCCACGUGGAUGAGCCCACACCGCGAAAGGAAAAGCGUGCCUGCUAUGGAUGUGGCAAGAUGGAACAUGUUAAAGCCGACUGUCGUAGCAGGAGGACUAGCGACAAGAACAGCAGCCGUCGCGGUAAGAGCGGUGGCAACAUCGUACUUGCGAUUGGCGAAGGCAUCAGCAAGAAGGGAAAGCGUCAUGCCAAGUGUAAUUUGAAACUGGCAAUUAGCAAUGACAGUGACGAAGAAAGCGACGACUGGAUUCUGGACAGUGGAUCCAGUCGCCACAUCGUCAACAACGCGUCUCUACUACAAGGUGUGCGAGACUGCGAGCACGAGUGCCACCUAGCCGACGACGAGGUUAUCAAGCUGUCGCGCGUCGGUAGCGUUGUACUAACUGUGAAAGCAGAAGGACAUGAGCGAGAUGUGACUCUGACGGAGGUCUACCUCGCACCGGAUCUAUCGAGAAAUAUCAUGUCGUACGGCAAGCUUGAGCGCAAGGGUUUUGGACUUGUCUACGACGGUACGAAGCGCGCACUUGCAAGACGCAGCAAUGGAGAAGUCGUGUUCGACAUAAAAAUGGAAAACAACGUACUAUACGUUAAGACAGUGGCACCGACCCGCGCAGGGACACCACACGAUGUGCUGAUGGCGAUCCUAAAUCAAGAUUCGACGGAUGUAUCAGCCAUGGAUGUCCAGAUUGGCUCGCUCAACCAUUUUCACCAGCGUCUGGGUCACUUGGCGUACGACACAGUCGAGCGCAUGGCAAGCGAUCCAGAGUCCGGCAUAACACUCACAGAUCGUGCGAGUCCGACGUGCAUUUCGUGCGCCCAAGGCAAGCAGACGAAGAACGCACAGUCGCAUAAGGACACGGGUGCUAACUCACCUAUUGACCGCAUUGGUGCGUCCCCAUUUGUUCCGAUCUCAAGGGUCCGAUGA